Nicotiana tabacum (common tobacco) is the source of this 2047-nucleotide messenger RNA. RefSeq lists its product as uncharacterized. Lineage: Eukaryota; Viridiplantae; Streptophyta; Magnoliopsida; Solanales; Solanaceae. The record is from RefSeq and is a predicted model, not a curated record.
UUAAAUAUAUAUUUAUUGAGUGUGAUAUCCACCGUUCAUAAAGUGCUUUUUGAGUGACAUGUUCCUUUGCAAAUUAUAAAGUAGGCUCGCGCUAGCAUGGGCCCAAGCUUAACUGACAUCCAAUCCCCUUCUCCUUUCUAUCAUUUAUUAAUUACGCAUCUUUUUCUCAAGAGAAAAAAGUAUUCUUAAGAUUUUCGUUUAUUUAAUGUAUAAAUUGGUCAGGCUGAAAGAUUUUGUAAAGUUAUUUUCUCUUAAAGCUUUCUUUUUCUUUAUUGAAAGUUAAAAGAUAGGAUGUAAGAAGGGCAUUUUAGACAAUACACACUCACACAUGUGAUUCACACGUGAGUGAUUAGUUAAGUUGUUAGAAGAUAGUUAAAUACUGUGCAUUGGAAUGUACAGUGAUAACAAAAUUAGAAAUCAAUUUCUUCUCUUCUUCCUCCUUUCUUCAUUCUCUGAAUUUUCUAGAAAUUAGGGUUUAAUUGUUCAUGCAAGCCUAGAUUCUAUCAUGGUAUCAGAGCGGGUUGAUGUGACUCUGUAAGAUCUGAACAUUGAACACCGUUAGAAGCUUCAAUUUGAUCGGCCAUGGGAGAAACAGCGAGUCUUUAGAUUGAUCAAAAUCAUCCUCUAUUUUUAGCAUCUACAGACACACCUGGAGUUGCAUUGCACGAUAUGAAGUUCACCAGACCUGAAAAUUAUGGUUUGUGGAGCAGAUCGAUGCGGAUGGCACUUUUGGUGAAGAACAAGCUAGGGUUCAUUGAAGGAACCUGCUUGAAAAGCUCUUACAAAGGAGAAUUGGCGAAUCAAUGGGAAAGAUGCAACACAGUAGUUCUUUCAUGGAUAGGACGCACAAUGUCUGCAGAAUUACAGCCGAGUAUCAUCUAUGCAUCAAAUGCAAAGACAAUAUGGAAUGAGUUCAAAGAGAGGUUUGAUAAAUCUAACCUUACUCGUUUUUACCUUCUGUGGAUACAAAUUGGAUCGCUAAAGCAAGGUACUGAUUCUAUAGCAUCGAACUAUACAAAAAUGAAAGACCUUUGGGAUGAAAUAGAUCUGUUAGUUCCAACACCAGGUUAUGAUUGUGAAGAGACGAGACCUUUCAUUGAACAGUUUAAGAAUUUACGUUUACUGCAAUUCUUAGUUGGACUUAAUGAAAUCUAUAGCCAAGUAAGAAGCCAGAUAUUACUGAAAACACCAGUGCUAACUGUAAACCAGGCUUAUGCUUUGGUUAUUCAAGAGGAAAGCCAACGUGAGUUAGGUGUGCUUGAAGUGAAUAGGGAACCCUUGACUAUGCUGGCAGGACAGAAUCAAGGCUAUAAAGCUAAGAAGAUUGGGAUUGUUUGUGAGCAUUAUGGAUACAAAGGACAUCUCAAGGAAAAUUGUUACAAAAUCAUAGGGUAUCCUCCUGAUUUUAAAAGCAAGAAGAAACAACAGGGCCAAGGAAACAAAGUUUAUGCUAACAUGAUUUCAGAAGAGACUGCAGGUUCCUCUCAAGGACAACUUGGACAAUUUUUUACAGAAAGCCAGUACAAGCAAAUAUUAGAUCUUUUGAACAAAACACCUGCAGGUGAUUGUCAGGCACUUAUGGCAGGGUCUUUACAAUGGGAAGGUGAUGGGGAUUGGUAGAGAGAAUUGUGGACUUUAUAUGGGGAGAGAAGCCUAUAGCAGCAAUGGUUACCAAAGGGAAUGAUAAAAGCAGUCUUUGGCAUAUGAGAUUAGGACAUCCAUCAAUAAUGGUAAUGAAGCAUAUUUCUGCCUUGAAGAAUAUAGCAGUAGAUAGUCUACAGCAAAACUGUGAAUUGUGUCCUUUAGCUAAGCAAAGCAGAUUGAAGUUUCCUCUUAGCAGCAGUAAAACUAAUUGUAUUUUCCAGCUUAUUCAUCUUGAUGUUUGGGGUCCUCACAAAUUGCCUACAUAUGAUAGAAACCAUUAUUUCCUUACAAUUGUGGAUGAUUUUAGUAGGUAUACCUAGGUGUGCUUAUUGCAAUCAAAGUCUGAAGUUGUAACAGUGCUGAAAGAUUUUCUUAUAAUGGUAAAAACCCAAUUUGACAUGAA